Messenger RNA from Ambispora gerdemannii, 1251 nucleotides. NCBI's taxonomy places the organism in Eukaryota, Fungi, Glomeromycota, Glomeromycetes, Archaeosporales, Ambisporaceae. The record is from the annotation of a GenBank genome assembly.
AUGCAAUCCAAAAAUAAACUUUAUCAGUACUUUAAUGAGGGGACUGAUAUGCAUCUCAAAGAUGUAAAAGGAACCAAUAAAGAAUCAAAAAAAUUAAGAAAAAGUGGUGGGGUUGGAUAUGGCGGAGAAGCAAUUUUUGAUGAUUUCAUUAUACAAACUAGAAAGGAAAGGGAUUUGGUAUUGAUUGUUGAUGAAGCUCAUAUUGAAACGGAUACUAAACUCGCUAACGAAGUCGUCGACCUAUUUGAUCCGCGAAUUGUUAUCAAAAUAACCGCAACUCCUAAAACUUUACCAGAUAUUAGUGAUGUCAGACAAAAAAGGGCUGGAUUUGUGGAAGUUUCAGAAAAAGAUGUAAUAGAAAGCGGAUUAAUCAAAGAAAAAAUUGUUAUCCAAACUAAGGAAGAGAUUGAAAAAUUAUCUGAAAAAAGGCAACUUUCGGAAGAUGAAAUAAUGCUCGAGUUGGCUUAUAAUAAGAGGCUGGAACUUAAAAAAAUUUAUGAGAGUUUAGGGCUUGACAUAAACCCAUUGGUUUUAAUUCAACUUCCGAGUGAUUUUAAGGAAAAGGAGGAGAUAGAAACUAAUCGAAAGGAUUUUGUCUUGUCAUAUUUAAAAGCCAAAGAUGUAAAAGAAAAGGAAAUUGCUAUUUGGUUAUCGAAUGAAAAGAAAAAUUUGGACAUGAUUGAAAAAAACAAUAAUGAGAGAAUGCCCGAAGGUCACCAUUACGAAAAAGAAGAACUAAAUAAGGCCUAUAUUUUUACUAAUUACGACAAGAAUCAUAUUAGUGAUAUUAGCGAACUAGAAAAUAAGAAUAAAAUUCCUGUUUAUUUUACUGAACUGAAAAAAGAUGUUAAAAAGAUUUGCUUGGAAACAACCUAUCACCACCGAACCGAUUUUGACAUUCUUAUUCUUCCAUUAUGGCAAGAAAUUUUUUUAGAAGUAAUGGAUCGAGAAUUUGGAACCAACUCUCAAUUGUCUAAUGAAAAUAAAAAAAGCGUGGGAACAAGGAUUGACUUUUCUUGGACAAGGGUAAGCAAUCAAAUUAUUGUAGAUGCUGAAAUUACUAGUUUUGACAAUUUUGCCAACGAAAUAAAAAGAAAAGGACAGAACUUCGAUUAUCAUUUUUCCCGGUUAGAAAUGGAAAAACUCUACAAUUCACUUUGUUUUCAAGAACUUAAAAAUCAAGGAGAUGAGGAAGCAAAAUACAAUCCAGCAAGUUCAUGGAGCCAAUUGAAAUCGGCUCUAAAUGUUUGA